Molecule: messenger RNA, 1451 nt
Organism: Lotus japonicus
Lineage: Eukaryota; Viridiplantae; Streptophyta; Magnoliopsida; Fabales; Fabaceae
Product: actin-related protein 2/3 complex subunit 1B-like
Exons: 15
Coding region: 105-1235 (376 amino acids)
Biological process (GO): Arp2/3 complex-mediated actin nucleation
Cellular component (GO): actin cytoskeleton; Arp2/3 protein complex
Molecular function (GO): actin filament binding
Source: RefSeq, a predicted model, not a curated record
AAAUUCACCAUCAUCUCCCUGACACGCCAAGCAAAGUGUUUCUUUUUGCCUCAGUCUCGUUUCAACAGAUCUCACUCUGUUCGGCGGAGCAGAGCAGAGAGAACAUGGCGGUGAUGGCGGUUCAUCAGUUCGCACAAUGCAUCACUUGCCACGCAUGGAGCCCCGAUCAAUCCAUGGUCGCAUUAUGUCCAAACAAUAAUGAAGUGCACAUAUAUAGAUUAGUGGAAGACAAAUGGGAAAAGGUGCAUGUUCUUCAAAAGCAUGACCAGGUAGUUUCUGGGAUAGAUUGGAGUACGAGAUCAAAUAGAAUAGUCACUGCAUCACAUGAUCGAAAUUCAUAUGUCUGGAAUCUUGAAGGAUCAGAGUGGGUACCCACUCUUGUUAUCCUUAGGCUAAACCGUGCUGCUCUUUGUGUUCAGUGGAGUCCAAAAGAAAACAAAUUCGCGGUGGGAAGUGGAGCCAAAACUGUUUGUAUAUGCUAUUAUGAGCAGGAGAACAACUGGUGGGUCAGCAAACUUAUAAGGAAAAGACAUGACUCUUCAGUGACAAGUGUUUCAUGGCAUCCCAAUAAUAUUCUUCUUGCAACAACAUCCACGGAUGGGAAAUGCCGAGUAUUUUCCACCUUUAUAAAAGGCGUAGAUGCAAAGGAUUCAAUAAAGGGUACUUUAUCAGAUUCAAAAUUUGGAGAGUUAAUUGUUCAGCUUGAUCUCUCAUCAUCUUGGACAUUCGGAGUCAAGUGGUCACCAAGUGGCAAUACUCUAGCUUAUGUAGGUCAUAAUUCUAUGAUUUAUUUUGUUGAUGAUGUUGGUCCUUCUCCUCUGGCACAAAAUGUCGUGUUCCGUGAUUUGCCUCUCCGUGAUGUACUAUUUGUUUCUGAGAGAACUGUUAUAGGUGUGGGAUUCGACUGUAACCCAAUGGUUUUUGCUGCUGAUGAAAGAGGAAUUUGGAGUUUUAUCAGAUAUCUUGGGGAACGAAAAACAGCAUCUUCUCCAUCAAGAUAUGGUUCACAGUUUUCUGAAGCAUUUGGGAAGUUCUAUGGCCAAUCCAAGCAUGGAGUGAGCAAUGAUACAGUUGAUACUUCAAGAACACGUGGAGCUGUUCAUGAAAACUGUAUAAAUUCUAUCAUUCCUCUUGGGGAGCAUGGGGCAUUGACAAGGCGUUUCAGCACAUCAGGAUUGGAUGGAAGAAUUGUUUUAUGGGAUUUGGAAAAUGAGCAAGACAUAUUGGAAUUAUAAGCUCAUGAGUAGAUUGUCUACUCUUCGUGGUAAAGUCUCUGAAGGUGAUUGUGGCAUGCAGCAUAUUAUACCUUGUAGAUUAAUUUGGUUUUGGUUGUGAGAAUCAUUGUGAACAAGGGCUGAAAGUGUCUGAUAUUAGCCCCUAGAAUAUGUUUAUAAAAUAUGCCUGUAUGAUAAUAACGCAUUUUCCUUUUAUAUAUUUUGUCUGUUCUGUUC